AUGGCUCCUAUGGAAGAGCUGGUCAAGAACGUCCCCAAGGGGAAUGCCACGAAGGACAUUGAAGAAUGGUCCAACGAGGUGGAUGAGGUCACCGCUCAGAUUCGCGGCAUCAUUGACGGUACCAUCACUGACUUCGACGCCUUUGACAAGCAGUUGGCCCUCAAGGAUCGAGCCAAGCAGAUACGCAAGGAGGAGGCCGAGGAGCGACGGUGGAAGUAUCUCUUGAAUGGCGUCGAAGGCAAGGGCGAAGGCAAGAAGUACAAGUGGUGGUGCAAGAGAUGCUUCGUCGAGUACUACAUCGAUUUGCCUGAAGGCAAGUGUACUCGCUGCGGGCAGUCUGACAAGAUGAUGUCCCAAGAGGAGCGGUGGGCCGAACUCCUGGGAAAGCUGGAGGACUUCAAGGAGACCAAGGCAAAGCACAAGUGGAGGAAAGACAAGUGGAAUCGCUGGAAGAAGUCUCAGACCCUCCUUGGCAGGAGCCGCAACAUCAACUACAAAGCCUGGGAGUUCUGGGAGCCGGACACUGAUUCGGAGGAAGAAGGCGACCCUAUUGUGCCGAAGGACAAUCCCGAGUUCAUGGCUAUGGAGGCGGAUCUCAAGGAUCGAAAGAAGAAGCAAGCGGAGAAGGCAAAGACCGCCGAGCGCUGUCGGCAGCGGGGCAAUCAGUCCAUGAGCGAGGGAGACUUCGUCGGUGCCAUCGAGCACUACGACGAGGGCUUGGAGUAUCGAAGAGACCUCAAGGCUUUGUGGACGAACAAGGCGCUGGCAGAACUCAAGGUUUUCCGCUGGCAUGACGCCAUCAGCUCCUGCAACAAGGUCAUCGAGUACGCUGAGAUCUUUGAGGAGGGCUUCCAGAAGAGUGCGGACGCCUGCUUCAAGGCCUUCACGCGCCGAGCCCAAGCUCUUCGGGCUUUGCACAAGUGGGAAGAUGCCCUGAACGAUCUGGAGGACGCUGUUGCCCUGGUGCCUUCGAGUAAAGAAGCGCUGGACCUUCUCGAGAAGACCCGUGCGGCAGCAGAGGAGGCUAAAACGGCCCAGAAGCUCGAAGAGGACCCCAGCUUGGCAGCUCCAGAACCGUCUGCAGCCGAGACGUCUGGACCCGUUCGAGUGGAGAUCGAGGAGAGCGAUGAGGAGCAGGGCGAGGAUGACUCGCUUUCCUUGGUUCCAGCAAGCUCCCAGCCAAGCUUCCUCCAGGGGCUGACCGACCCACAGUUCAAGCAGCUGGAGAAGGACUUAAAGACCAAGGAUUCCGAGCGGAUUCUCUUCUGUGCCAGGAAGGGCGAGGCGACAAAGGCAUACAAGCCCACCCCGGAUCAGUGGGUAGGACGCAAGAUCGACCUCAAGGUGGAUGAUGUGGUAGAACCGUCGAAGCUCGAUAUCGUCCUAAAGGACAUUGACCGCUGCUGCGUACUGUGGCGCAAGCGCCGGAAGGUGGGUGGCUCCCAAGCGCUCCAGGAUGACGAGCCGGAAUCUGUCGAGGCCGACGCUUUCGUCGCCACGGUGACGCCACGCGCUCUGGGCGUCCUCAGUUCCCUGGCUGCUGCCAGUGACCAUCACUGCGCCCUCACUGCAGCAGCGGUUCGCAGCGUGUGGCCCCUUCUGGAAGUGGAGGAGUGGCGUUAUCAGGUCCUUUUUCUGCUCUUCGAAUGGUCUCAGCGGAGCAUCUCCGGCAAAACCAUGGCGGAGUUCGCCGGAAGGUAUCCUGAUCCGCACGUGCAGCUUCUCAUCGACAUGGUGACAAAGGAGUGCUCUCACUGCGAGCUCGCUCGCAAAGCCGCCGACAGAAUCGAGCUGGGCGCCAACGUGGAGGAGGGGGUCCAGGCGACAGAUAGCAGCCGUAUAGGAGCUGAUCCAGAGCAGGUCUUUUCCAGGAUUCUGGACUCCAGACUCGCCGAGCUCUCCUUGCACUACCCAGAGGAAUUUCGACUCUAA
Symbiodinium sp. CCMP2592 is the source of this 1932-nucleotide messenger RNA. NCBI's taxonomy places the organism in Eukaryota, Dinophyceae, Suessiales, Symbiodiniaceae. The record is from the annotation of a GenBank genome assembly.